Messenger RNA from Anthonomus grandis grandis, 935 nucleotides. RefSeq lists its product as uncharacterized. The record is from RefSeq and is a predicted model, not a curated record. Lineage: Eukaryota; Metazoa; Arthropoda; Insecta; Coleoptera; Curculionidae. The transcript is spliced from 3 exons. Bases 45 to 728 code for a protein of 227 amino acids.
GAAACUUGCACCAUUUUAGUGUCGGCGUGUGUCACUGCGAGAACAUGAAGUUCUUCGUGUUAACUGGCGUGAUAUUGUUGAUUGGCAGGGGGUCGGUGAGGGCGGCCGAAGGGCCCCAAGGGUUCGCCAUCUUAGCGAAAGUCUUACGGCAGUACAUUAAUUCGCAACCGGACGACGUGAAAAUCGGUGACGGGGUGCAUAUUAUCAGUACGAGGAGUGAAAACGAUGCGAGGGCCUAUGGCGACGACACCACUCUGCUGGGAGCGGUCGAGAAUUAUCUGGAUAGUCACGAAGUGAGGAUACGAUUGCCCGAAUUGAUGCCCGGAGAGGGUUUCGGUAGGGCGUUCAAGACUGCCAUGGACGAAGUCGAGAGUAAGGAGGGUGAAAAUGAACCACGUGGCGGCGGAGGAGGAGGAGGCGGCGGAGGAAAAGGAGGCGGCGGCGGAGGCGGCGGAGGCGGCGUAAUGAUGAUGGGCCUAAUGAUGGGCAAACUGUUGGCCGCCCUCGGAAUCGGCGGCGUCGGUCUUUUAGCCAUGAAAGCUCUGAUGGUGUCAGCUCUGGCCCUCAUGCUGUCCAUCAUAAUCGGCCUGAAGAAGUUGGUGCAUCACGACGACGACGGAGGAGGUCAUCACGUAAUUCAUGCUGGCCAUGGCCACGAGUACCACCGAAGAAAACGGGAGGCUGCCGAGGUGGCUUAUGGCGGAUGGGAGAACUAUAAGACCCAAUAGGAUGCUAAGAAACCUGUUUAUUUAAUUAUUUAUUGUUAAUUUAUUUUAUUUAUUGACUUUACGACAAGACCCACGACGACCCAUGACUUCAUAUUCUUUCAGUGUCACAUAUCCGUUAUCAUUAUCAUAAAUCAUUUUCCUUUUUGUUGCUAUUGUUGCGUGUAAAAACCUACUAAUUAAUACGAGAAUAAAUACAGUAAAAAAGAA